AUUUUUUCCCGCCGUGUUUACAUUGAUUGUUUAUAUAGUUUUUUGAAGAAUUAUAACAUAAAAACAACGCAUAAUAAUUCUUAACAUAUUUUUCCAUUUGUAUAAUCCAUUCCGCAAACGCUAACAUGGGUAAGAAAACUACAGCAUCAGUAAACAAGAGCAAAGAGAAGAGGCUCGCUAGGAAGCAGGAGCAGUACCGUAUUGCCGAUGGAAUGUCUCAUGUGACAUCGGCAAACAAGCUGACAGACCUGGCUUCACUGUGCAAAGAGCUGCUGGUGUACCGGAGCAAUGACCUGGACGUUGAAAUGUACACACAGCGGGUCAAGGAUCUCGACAAGAGUGUAUUAGACUGGGCAAUAGACCUUACUGAAAGGAAUAUGAAGAAAUUGUAUGAGACCUGUGCCUGGGGCUGGAACAAAGAGAAGAAGGUGGAAGAGAUGAUGGACGACUCAGCCUGGUACCUCAUAGCCAAGGAGAAGUCCGGUACACUCCUGGCAUUCUCACACUUCAGGUUCGACAUGGACUUUGGGAUCCCUGUCUUGUAUUGCUAUGAGGUCCAAGUGGAGGCCGAGGGGCGUCGGCGCGGCCUCGGACAGCGCGUGCUAAGCGUACUGGAGAAGCUCGCGCUCGCCACGCGUAUGCGCUGCGUGCGCCUCACCGCGCUCACGCACAACCCCGCCGCCAGCGCCUUCUUCCGGGCCUGCGGAUACGUUUUGGACGAGACGAGUCCAGCGCUAGAAGAAGCGGCGCAUUACGAGAUACUGAGCAAGGCCACAGAUUCCACAGAAGCCCAGGAGACUUAA
Molecule: messenger RNA, 803 nt
Organism: Cydia amplana
Lineage: Eukaryota; Metazoa; Arthropoda; Insecta; Lepidoptera; Tortricidae
Gene: Naa40
Product: N-alpha-acetyltransferase 40
Exons: 5
Coding region: 126-803 (225 amino acids)
Cellular component (GO): nucleus
Molecular function (GO): protein N-terminal-serine acetyltransferase activity; histone H2A acetyltransferase activity; histone H4 acetyltransferase activity
Source: RefSeq, a predicted model, not a curated record